Molecule: messenger RNA, 5140 nt
Organism: Gordionus sp. m RMFG-2023
Lineage: Eukaryota; Metazoa; Nematomorpha; Gordioida; Chordodea; Parachordodidae
Product: inositol hexakisphosphate and diphosphoinositol-pentakisphosphate kinase 2-like
Exons: 26
Coding region: 39-4706 (1555 amino acids)
Biological process (GO): inositol metabolic process; inositol phosphate biosynthetic process
Cellular component (GO): cytosol
Molecular function (GO): diphosphoinositol pentakisphosphate kinase activity; inositol hexakisphosphate kinase activity; 5-diphosphoinositol pentakisphosphate 1-kinase activity
Source: RefSeq, a predicted model, not a curated record
AAUGAAUGAAUGAAUGAAGUCCUAAGAUUUAUAUCAGAAUGACUCUUGAUAAUAAUUCUCACAAGCAAAUAAUCGUUGGUGUAUGUGCCAUGGAGAAGAAAUCAAAAUCCAAACCUAUGCAUGAAAUAUUACAGAGACUUGAUAAAUUUGAAUACAUUUCAACAUAUAUUAUCAGUCAAAAUGAUAUUUUAAACGAACCUGUUGAAAAUUGGCCCAUAGUAGAUUGCUUAAUUUCUUUUCAUUCUCAAGGAUUUAGAUUAGAAAAAGCUAUUGAAUACUCUAAACUGAGAAAUCCUUUAAUAAUUAAUGAUCUUCCAAUGCAAUAUAAAUUAAUGGAUAGAAGAGAAGUUUAUAGAAUAUUAGAAAAUGAAGGGCUGGAAAUGCCAAGAUAUGUUGUUCUAGAUAGAACUAAUCCUGAUUCAUCAUCGCAACAUUUGAUUGAAGGGGAAGAUCAUAUUGAAAUAAAUGGCAGGACCUUUAAUAAACCCUUUGUGGAAAAACCCUUAAAUGCAGAGGAUCAUAAUGUGUACAUAUAUUAUCCAGUAUCUGCUGGAGGAGGUAGCCAAAGGUUAUUUAGAAAAAUUGGCAGUAGAUCUAGUGUUUAUUCAAGUGUCAGUCUUGUCCGAAAAACAGGUUGUUACAUUUACGAAGAAUUCAUGCCCACGGAUGGAACAGACGUUAAAGUAUACACGGUAGGACCAGAUUACGCUCACGCCGAAGCAAGAAAAUCUCCUGCUUUAGAUGGGAAGGUGGAAAGAGAUUUGGAAGGCAAAGAGGUUAGGUAUCCGGUUAUACUUAAUGGAAGAGAGAAGUUGAUAGCUAGAAAAGUUUGCCUAGCUUUUAAGCAAUUGGUUUGUGGAUUCGACUUAUUACGGGCCAACGGUAAAUCUUUCGUUUGCGACGUGAAUGGCUUCAGUUUUGUUAAAAAUUCCCGAAAAUAUUACGAUGACUGUGCCAUGAUUCUAGGGAAUUUUAUCAUGAGAGAACUGGCGCCAACUUUGCAUAUUCCUUGGACUAUACCCUAUCAACUAGAUGACCCGCCCAUUGUACCUACCACAUAUGGGAAAAUGAUGGAGUUGAGAUGUGUUAUAGCCGUUAUAAGGCAUGCUGAUAGGACGCCAAAGCAAAAAAUGAAGAUGGAAGUCAAACACCAAAAAUUUUUUGAUCUGUUCGCUAAAUAUGAUGGGUAUAAAACUGGGGAACUUAAGCUCAAAAAGCCUAAGCAAUUGCAAGAAAUCUUGGACAUAACCCGCUACCUUUUAGAGGAAUUUAAAAAACAACAAUCAAAAGCUUUUAAUACUUCAACCAAUUAUAACAAUUUUAAUACUCAAAACAACCCUUUAAUUCCUGGUUUAGAUAAUCAAGGUGACGAUAAAAUUAAAGACAAUUACAAUACUAAUAUCAGUUUGCUUGACAAAAAUAAAGACAUAAAUAUUUUUACCGAAGAAACAAAUUCUAAUAUGAUAGAGGAAAACCCUUCUAAACUUGAGCAACUCAAACAAGUUUUAGAGAUGUACGGCCAUUUUUCAGGGAUCAAUAGGAAGGUUCAAUUGAAAUAUCAACCCUAUGGAAGCUCUAAACUCAGCACUAAAUGUCACAGCUCUGCAAGCACUACUACAUCUACUUCCACAUCAACAGAACCCCCUAAAAAUCGUUCUUCCAUCUCUCAAAUUCCCUUAAAACCUAUUCAAAGCAAUUUGCCUUUCCAUCUUAAUAAUUCAUCAUCCGAAAGUCCGCUUGUUGAUCAGAAUAGUAAAUCGCCAGCUCAAGAUAUUAAAUCAACCUCAUCAUCUUUAAAUCCAAGCCCUGACUUAAAUAUUUUAACUUCAAGUAGGAGUAACACGAGUAGCUCGAAUACAAAAGAUCCCUCCUUAUUCUUUAUACUCAAAUGGGGAGGAGAACUUACUCAAACUGGGAGGCAACAGGCUGAAGACUUGGGGAAAGCCUUUAGAUCUAUGUACCCAGGAGGGAGGGCAGGUAAUAACAGCAGUAAUGACCCAGGAUGUGGUCUGCUCAGACUCCAUAGCACCUAUCGACACGAUCUCAAGAUUUACGCUUCAGACGAAGGUAGGGUGCAAAUGACUGCCGCUGCAUUUGCUAAGGGGUUUUUAGCUUUAGAAGGCGAACUAACGCCCAUCCUAGUUCAAAUGGUUAAGAGCGCUGACAUAAAUGGUCUCCUGGAUCACAAUUAUGAAUCAUCAUCGACUGCUACAUUUUCUUCCAAACAGGCCAAAAGGCAAUCAUCUAAUUCUUCGUCAAAACCAAAAAAUUGGAGCCCAACUAUCAACGACCCCAUCAGUUCUAUUGAAACAGCAGACAAAUCUGAAGCUAACGUCAAUAAUAUAAACACGAAUUCUAGUUUCGAUUUGAGGCAUUUGCAACAAAAGUUUAUGAGGAGAGUCAAAAGUCAACUCAACGAGUUACUAAACACCGACUGUGAUAUAAAUCAAUCACCUGUUCUUUUGGAAGAAUUGAUUCCAACACAUUCUAAAUCUUUAGUAAAAGCAAUUAAGUUUAUCAAAAAUCCUUUUAGGAUGUGUAUUCACCUAGAUGAACUGAUCAAGGAUUUGAUAUGUAAUAUUAAGAACCAUAUGUUCGUUUACCCCAAAGACUUUUCCCACCCCCUUAGCGAUAAUACCAAUAGGAAAAGCCGCAAUUCCGAUAAUGCAUGCCCUUUAUAUCACGACGAAACAUGGGAUCUCAUGUUCAGGAGAUGGACCAAACUCGAAAAGGAUUUCAAGCUCAAUAAAAACGACACUUCUAAAGACACUAAAAAGGAUAAAAGCGCCAAGAAAAAUUUGGAGAAAUGCAAAAAUGAAGACACCAAGGAAAACCCUUUCGUUAAAAAUAAAGCUAAUAAUGGAAAGGCAUCUGCUCAAGAUAUAAAUUUCGAUAUCAGCAAAAUACCGGAUAUAUAUGAUUCAGCCAAAUAUGACAUGCAACACAAUGCCCAAGCUCUGAAUUUUAACAAGAUUGAAGAACUAUUUCUAUGUAGUAAGGCCAUGGCGGAUAUAGUUAUACCUCAGGAAUACGGAAUUACGGCUUACGAAAAACUAGUCAUAGCUCAAAGCAUAUGUACCCCUCUAAUGAACAAGAUGAGAACUGACCUUAAACGCAUACUCGAGCCUUCUACACUUGAUCAAGAAUGUGUAGGCGAGAGCAUAACUCUAUUGAAUGCAAAUUAUUCUCAUGGCGUAAUGUCCCCUGGCAGACACGUGAGGACAAGGCUUUAUUUCACCAGCGAGAGCCAUAUUCACUCCUUGCUUACCAUUUUAAGAUUAGGCCAAUUGUGUCCCCCGGAUGAUUUACAAUGGCAAAGAUCCUUGGAGUAUAUUUCAGCCAUAUCCGAAUUGAAUUACAUCACUCAAAUUGUGAUAAUGCUCUACGAAGAUCCUACUAAAAACGUUUGUAGCGAAGAUAGAUGGCAUGUAGAGCUACAUUUUAGCGUCGGAGCCAAAAAUGCUAUUCCUUGCGAUGCUGAUAAACCAUUUGCCUUGGGUUUUCGACCUCAUCACAAUAAUAAGAAAAAGAACUCGGUACCUAUCACAUCCCCAAACAACGAUAAUAACCCCUCUAUCACUGAACCGACCCCUUAUAAUCUAUCAUUCAGCCACGUUAUGUUACCUCACCACUUUAAUAACUUAAAUGAGUCAAAUGGAUCCAACAAUUCAAAAGAUGAUAUCAAACUCACCCCGCCACAUUCCAGUCACUUCAAGAGAAGUCUAUCCCUUCAAGUCAAUGAUGCGUGUCAGAAGUCGGAAGAUAAAAUAUACAGGAAUUUCGCUAUGGACACAUUCGAACUUAGUGACAAAAUUUUUCUGCCCUCCGACAAAUUUAUGAUCGAUCCCCACACUCAUAUCCACAAACAAGAUCAAAUUGAUCAAAACCCUGAAAAUGUGAAUGAUACCUUUAUUAAUUCGAACAAUAGUGACAGGUCGCCCACACCUCUUGAAAUAAGCGUUGAAACGGGCAAUGUAUCCGAUAAUUUAUGCAAACGUUCAACCACUUCUAGCAAUGGUCAAAUAGUUCAAGUCUCUCCUUCAACGCAAGCCGAUAAAAUUAUAAAUAAAGAUGAACCAGACUUUUUUCACUCUCUCAGUGUCAAUACCGUUCCUAUUUUAGAGAUCGUUGACAAAAUUGUUAAUUCAGCCAAAAAUAGUAUUUGUAAAGAAUUGAAUUCUUCCGCUUCCGAAAAUAUUGAACCUGAGGUUGAUAGAAGUAAUGAUAAGGUCAGGAAGCAAGUACCAAAUAUGAAAUUUUUGCCCAUCGAUGCCGGAUGCGAUCAUAGAUACAGUCUUAUUGAAAAUAAGUUGUCACCAUUUGCAUCAAAAUCUACCUAUACUAGUAAACCUAUCUCUAGACAUUCUACUGGUUUAAUCGGAACACCAUAUCAUAAAUCAAAUUCUGGUAGUUGUUUAAUUAGCACGGCCCUAAUAUCUGGUAAAUGUUUUACUAAUUGUAACACUCUAGAAAAUAAAACUGAAGCGAAUAAUACUAACGUGUGCUAUGAGGGUCCGCCAGCUGUACCUCACAUCAGACCUUUGGAAACUUUGCAUAACGCUUUAUCGUUGAAACGACUAGAUUCUUUCCUGUAUCGAAUGACCGAAAUGCCAUUCAAAAAUAUCAUAGAUGUUGAAACAACGCCUAAUCCAUCUAGCCAAACAUUAAACAUAUCAUCCAGCACUGCCAUAAAUUUGCCUUCUUAACACAAUGGAGCAAUACAAUAUAUAGAUAUUAUUAUGUUUUAUUCAAAUGUCUAUUUUAUAAACAAUAGCGAAAUAUAUUAUUUAAUAAUAUAUAUUAAUAAUCAUCAUGUUCAUUAAGGUAAUAGGAAAAAAAGCCCCGGAAAAAACCCCAUGGAAAAAACCCCCGGAAAAUAAACCCCAUGGAAAAAAACCCCCGGAAAAAAACUCCAUGGAAAAAAAUUCAAAAACAAGGAAAAUCGUUAUUUUUUUUUUCUUGUCAAUUUUUCUAAAAAUUUUUUCUCAAUUUAUAUUUUUCUUCCCAUUUUUGCUUUAAGUCAUUGUUAAUCUUUAUUUUUCUGAUCUUUUCUCAAUUUUUUUCUUCUUAAUUCUCACUUAAUUUUUUUAGUAUAACCUAGCAAUAAUUAAUAUUGAUAAAUAAUUUUAUAAGCGAAUGC